UAAUACGCAGGAAUGACAGAAUUCAGCCCGAGUGAUUCCCAAAAUCCCACAAUAGACGCGUGAGUUUGCGGAAAGGUUAACCCCAAAACUCCAAAACUGGUCUCCUCGAGGGGAUGGUCAGCUUGCCCCGCAGCUCGCGUCGCGAAUUGUGUCAUUUUCGAUGGGAUCGAUUAAUUGAAGAGGGAAUGGAACUGGCACGCAAACACACCUGACGCCUCCAGAACCAGAUGAGCAGGUUGUUGAACCAAUGAACGAAUCUGUUUAUAUAAUAGGCCGCCAGCUCAAAAUCGAUCAACAGUUUCAAACGGAAAGAACUAAAGUAAACAUCAAGCCAUCCAAGAUGCGAGCUGCCGCCGUGUUUGUCGUUGUGAUUUUCGCACUCCUCAGUGUCCUGGAGGCUGUACCCGCUCCUCAGUUUGGAUACGGUGGUUUCGGAGGCUAUCCCGGCUAUGGCGGAUUCGGAGGCGGUUAUCCGGGCUAUGGUGGAUUCGGCGGCGGAUAUCCUGGCUAUGGUGGCUUUAACCGCGGUGGAUUUGGCGGUGCCAGUGCCUCGGCAUCUUCCUCGGCCUCCGCAGGCGGUUUCGGCGGUGGCUUCUACGGAUAAACAGUCCGUUCGAAAUUUAAUUCUAAGCCUACUUAAUAUUAAGAAAAUAAACUUAACUUGCU
This is a messenger RNA of Drosophila eugracilis, 666 nucleotides long. Its product is annotated as neuropeptide-like protein 31. The coding region runs from base 248 to 604 and encodes 118 amino acids. Lineage: Eukaryota; Metazoa; Arthropoda; Insecta; Diptera; Drosophilidae. The record is from RefSeq and is a predicted model, not a curated record. The transcript has a single exon.